This is a messenger RNA of Rhincodon typus (whale shark), 2151 nucleotides long. RefSeq names its product urotensin 1 (gene ucn1). The transcript has 3 exons. Bases 481 to 1056 code for a protein of 191 amino acids. Lineage: Eukaryota; Metazoa; Chordata; Chondrichthyes; Orectolobiformes; Rhincodontidae. Gene Ontology annotation, molecular function: hormone activity. Gene Ontology annotation, cellular component: extracellular region. The record is from RefSeq and is a predicted model, not a curated record.
UGCCAGCAUGGAUAGAGGAUUGGCUGACUGACAGAAGGCAGAUAGUGGGGGGAAAACAUGAUCUUUCUCAGAGAUGGUAGCCAUUGACUAGUGGAGUUCCACAAGUGUCAGUUAUUGUGACCAUAACUAUUCGUGUUAUACAUUAACAGUCUUGACAAAUGAUCUGAGGCAUCACCGAAAGUAAUUGGCCAAGGAUACCACAUCUCUCACUGCAGUCACGGCGGAGUUCAGCUGAUUGGGCUGGGAACCAGGAAGGGAACUGAGGACAACCUGGUCUGCAUCAUUCGGCUACUCGACAAGUGUUCCCAACUGGCGCUCAGCUUUGGUUGUCUUCAGUUGGAGCUGACAGACCAUCGCUGUUCUAUGUAAUGUCUCAACCCAUUUACAAGCGGAGCCACUGACGUCAGCCAAUUCUCCUGUAUUUUAUAUAAACACUGUGGGAUCUCCUGGAGUUAAAGUGCCAGCAAACAGCCGCUGCCAAUGAUCCAUUCUGUCCAGCUGAAGACACCUUUACCGUUCCCUCUCUCCAGAUCUGUAACCAGCAUGACAUCAACUCCACUGAUUUUCCUUGCAGCCUUACUACUAUUUGCCAGUCGCACCCCUCCAGCUGUUUGUCGUGCUGUAGAUCUGAAUGUCUUUGACAACAUUUAUGAUCCCAAUAUCAACACAGCCAACAUUGAAGAAAAUGACCAAUCCCUUUCCUACAUUCUGAAGGAAAAGUUACUCCAAUCUUUGGGGAAAAAUCCCAAGUACAUGAUGAUGUUCUCUCACCUACCUCCAGGUUAUCUGCAGAUGUUGGAAGAUAUCUUUGUUAAAAAAGCCAGCCGUUUCCUACGUGAACAUUCCUUAAAUACAAAAAGCCUCAUGCCCACCCAGCAAGCUGACCAAGAUAUAGUAGCAGCUUUCACAGGACGCUCCAAGAGACCCGCUGAUCCACCCAAUUCCUUGGAUCUCACAUUUCAUAUCUUGAGGGAAAUGAUUGAGAUUGCCAAGAAUGAAAAUCAAUGGAUGCAGGCAGAUAACAAUCGUAAAAUUAUGGAGACAAUUGGGAAGUGAUGUAUGAAUUUAGAAUGUGUAAUUGGCUCAUUCUGUCAUCAAAUUAAGAGUUUACUCUUUGAUAUUCAUCACAUGGAACCCCCACCGCCAAAGUCACUAAAAAAUGCACUAACCAAAUCUGUCUUAUGGAACGCCUUUAAGUCUGAAAGAAAUGUUUGAUUUAAAUUUACCAAAAAAAUAAAUAUUCACGAACUAACUGUUCAUCAUUAAAUUUUUUUCUCAUCUAUAUUUUGUAAUAAAAAUUCUUUAAAAGGAUUAUUUUGAAUCAAAAUAUUGUUCAGACUGAAAAAACUAUAAUGGUUGUAAAGGGACUGAGAUCAUUGAGCUGGAUUUUGUUAAAUGAUUGGAUUUGAAUUUAUUAUUUUAAACACAAAUAUUUUGAGUUGCUGACAGUUUGAUUAAAAUUCUAUUCCAAUUCUAAAGUUCAGAUAUUAAUCAAAGUUGUCUUGUGGAUAAAAUCUUCCCAAGUUUCACUUUGUACACACAAAUAUGGAAAACAGAUUCUUUUGUUAGAUUUGAGGGGGUUAAAUUGAUAUUAAUUCAUUCAAACGGCCUUUUUUCUAAAAUUUAUUCUAGUUUUAACAUGAACAAUAUUGAAAAUGCUUUACUGCUGCAAAGAAGAAUCCUCUAAUAAAUGAUUCUUAAUCUUCAUUCAAUAAAUACAGCAUGUAUUUUAUGAUGACUACCAGUAGAUUUGUUUUGAUGCAGGUGCUUUUGAAAUAAAUUAUGACGCAAAGAUUUUAUUUAACCUAUUUUUCUAAUCAAUCUGUUCAGCAAUGUUUUUAUACACUUCUGGAAGAGGUGGGCCUCCUGUUCCAGGGGCAGGGACAUUACCACUGUACUACAAGAGGGCCCUAUGAUAUGGAUUGCUUCACAAAUUUGCUUUCCAUCCCAAUUUUAGUGUGUGUGCUGCCAAUUUAUAUAUUUUAACAUUAUAGAAUCUAUAAAGCACAGAGACAGGCCAUUAAGCCUGCCAAGUCCAGAUCGCCUCUUUGAACAGUAUCCCAUUCAGACCCAGACCCAACCCCAUCCCACCCCUCUAACUCCACAUUUCCCAAGGCUAAUCCAACUAGCCUGCCAUCACUGGACACUAUA